Messenger RNA from Pristis pectinata (smalltooth sawfish), 4480 nucleotides. RefSeq names its product hereditary hemochromatosis protein homolog. The coding region runs from base 794 to 1732 and encodes 312 amino acids. The transcript has 6 exons. Lineage: Eukaryota; Metazoa; Chordata; Chondrichthyes; Rhinopristiformes; Pristidae. The record is from RefSeq and is a predicted model, not a curated record.
GGAACGUGGGAGGAAACCGGAGCACCCGGAGGAAACCCACGCAGACACGGGGAGAACGGACAAACUCCUUACAGAGAGCAGCGGCGCCAGGUCGCUGGCGCUGUAAUAGUAUUAAGCUAACCGCUACGCUACCGUGCAGCAAGGGGGAAAAAAGAGUGUAAUCUAAAAUUGGAAAACUCAAUAUUCACGCCAAUGGAUUGUGGACUACCCUGGUGGAAUGCAAGAUUUUGUUCCCCGGCUGAGGAGUCACUGUCCCAAGAUACGAGGUGGGUAAUUUACAAAGUACAGGAGAGACUUGUUCACUCGGAGGCUGGUGAACCUUUGGAUUUCUUUGACGCGCUGAGUUUCUCCGGCAGUUUUGUUGUUUUGCCGAGUGGACGGAGACGGUUUGCGGUGAGCAGCUUCCGUCGGGCUCCUGGGAGGGCCCUGGAAGUCUGCCCAGCGUUGUAUUAGUCACCGGACGCUGCUGCUUGAGCCACCCUGUCUCACUGUCACCGCACUUGAUACAACCUGUUGUUUCUCCACACUCGCCUGCACCCUGACAGGGAGUGGAUUGGCUCCGAGCCCUCCGGAUGCACAUCCCGUGACAGACAGACUCUCCGCUGCCCCCACACUCCAGAGCAGUAGGGAGUGGUGAUUCCUGCAGAAGGAUUGUCGGUUACAGCAGUCUCUCACUGGUUGCCCCCUGCAGAGAACACCGUUCACUCCCGAACGGCCUCUGUCAAUCUGAUCUCCGCCCUCAGCACUUCACUGACCAACGACCGGGGUUCAGUCGCUGCGACGAGUCACCGCGAUGGAGAGUUGGAACGGACCGGCAUCACUCCUUUUCACCGUGUUGUCUCUCUGCUCUGGGCCGGGAAGCCAGGCAGUCUCCCACAGCUGGAUGUAUUUCUACCUCCAAUCUAUCAGCAUUUCUGAGCUGCCAGACUUCUCUAAGGUCGGCAUGUUGGACGACCUGCAGAUAGACUACUACGACAGCACCCUCGAAGAAGUAGAAUCCAGGCAGCAGUGGAUCGCAGACGGUUUCUCGGCUGAGUACUGGAAACAGCAGAAAGAAAUCACAGACAAUCUUCAUCAGCAUCUCUCUAUGCUUCUGAUACCAAUCCACCCGUUGUUUGACAUCAGCUACAUCCAGGGAAUCUGGGGCUGCACACAAUCUGGAAAUAUGUUCAAUGCGAUUCUAAAGUUCAAUGUCCCAGAUAUUGGAGAGAUCGGCUGUGACAUCGCCAAAGAGAAGUGUACAGGCACUGGUUUCCUGGCAAUGUUCAACAAUCACCUUAACCAACUCAAUCUCACUGACGGUCCUGAACUGAGGAGCAGCUGCGGUCAGGAUUUGCAGAGAGCUCUUCAGCUUGGUGAACAGGCACUUGAAAGGCAAGUUGCUCCAGAGGUUCGGGUGUUGAAAAUGAAGCCCACAGCUACCGAAGGCCAAAGUCUCCGGUGCAUCAUCACUCCCUUCUACCCCCGCGCCAUCAACGCCACUUGGCUGAAGAACAGGCAGGUGGUCUCCCAGGGUUACAAGGUGACCGUGCUACCAAACUACAACGAAACGUACUGGAUGGAGCUCGUCAUUGAGCUGCAGAGUAAUGAUUUGGAGAUGUAUACCUGUCAGGUCCAGCACAGCAGCCUGUCAGAGACACUGAUCCUGAAGGGAGGAGUUGGCGAGCCCCGUGGAGCUGGUCCCAUGCUGGGACUGAUGGCUGUGCUGGCGAUGGUCAUUGGAGCGGUGUAGGGGAGCAGCAAGGAGGGAGCCAAGGCGUCAUUGCAGAUGAGCGUUUGGUCCGAACUCAAGCCCAGCUCUGAACACGGCGUGCAGCCUCUGCCUGGUUUUGUGAUGCGUGGUGGCAAACCUCAGCGAGCUUAGUGUUGCCUCCGGUGUGGUAACCGGUUGGAUGAAUCUUCUGCAGCUUUGCAGCACUCCCGUUUAUCAAUGUUUUAACGAUUUCUCACAUCUCACAGGAUUCAGGUUUUACUUUGAGCCUCUCAUCCGCAAGGUUCUGCCUGAGAUGAGUUGCUCUCCCAACCCUAACUCCACUGCAAAGGCCGUAUGUCAGACCCUUGCUGUGAAGGGUUGUGCGAAGGCACGUUAAUGGGACAGAGCACAAGAAGUUUUACUGGGCAAUUGGAAGUGCCUAGCUGGAAGUGGGAAUGCCUGUUGUGGACAUCGGGUACCCAAGAGGAAUUCUUUCCUUUAUGGGAGAUUUAGUUUAAAAUAUGAGCAGAAACCGCUCGAUAAUGGGGUAAUUUGGGGAAAAGGUAUAAUUAUAAAAUAUGAUAAGAUAAGGUAUUUUUAUUCGUCACAUGUACAUCAAAACAGUGAAAUGUAUCUUUUUUACAGAGACUGUUCUGGGGGCAGCCCGCAAACUGUCGGCACCAACAUAGCAUGCCCAGAACUUCCUAACCUGUACAUCUUUGGAAUGUUGGGGGAAACCGGAGCACCCGGAGGUAACCCACGCAGACACGGGGAGAACGUACAAACUCCUUACAGACAGCGGCUGCAAUUGAACACGGGUCGCUGGCGCUGUAAUAGCGUCACGCUAACUGCUACACUACCUGCCCUGAUAACCAGACAAUGGUGUAGAUGUGGUUACCUCCCCUGUUGUGAGUUUGGAGAAACUUGGGUUGUUUUCUCCGGAGCGUCGGAUGCUGACGGGGAAACCUGAUAGAGGUUUAUAUAAUCACAAGAUACACAGAGAGACUGGGUCGUCAGUCUUUCUUUCCCAGCAGAGAAAUGACAAAAACCAAAAGGCACAGAUUUAAGCUGAGAGGGGGAAGUUUAAAGGAGAUAUGCAGUGAAAGCUUUUUACACCAAGAGUGGUAGGUGCCUUGAAUGAGCUGCCCGGGGUAGUGGUUGUGGAAGCAGACAUGAUAGUGGCGUUUAAAGACAUUUAGACAGACACGGGAAUGUGCGGGGAAUGGAUGGAUAUGAAUCAUAUGCAGGCAGAUAGGUUUAGCAUAAUUUGGCAUCAUGGUCGGCACAGACAUUGUGGGCCGAAGGGCCUGUUCCUGUGCUGUACUGUUCUAUGUUCGAAAAUCUAAUACAAUGACCUGUAAUGCUGUCGUAUCCUAGAACUGUAUGGUACUGGGCAAUCUGCAGUGAUAGAGGUGUCACCCUUUGCGACUGCCUUGUCGAUAUCACUGCUCUGGGCAGAGGGAGCAAUGAUUUGCUUUUUACCUGAAGACACAGUUACAUAGCAAGUAGAACCACUGCCUCACUGCUCCAGUGACCCAAGUUCAAUCCUGACCUCCAGCACUGUCGGUGUGGAGUAUGAACGUUCUUCCUGUGACCGCUUGGGACCUCCCAGUUUCCUCCCUCAUCCCAAAUGUUGACCACCGUAAGCUUCCCCUGGUGUGUGUAGGUGAGUGGGCGAAUCUCAGGGGAGUUGAUAAGAAAGUUUUGGGGUGGCGGGGAGUAAAGCGGUAUUGGAGUGAAUGGGUGGUGGACGGUUGGCACGGACUCUGUGGGCCGAAGGGCCUGUUUCCACGCUGUAUGUGUCUAUGAGCUGAUACAAGGGAGAGAACCUCGUAUGCAGGAGGGCCUGUUUUCCACUGCUGUGUUGGAAAGAGUUCCCCCUCUGGCCCUUUGCCUGAAAGACGUUGUGAGUGAGGUGUGAAGCAGACUCAAGACUGACCUUUCACAUCUGGUACCAGGUCAUCACCCAGACCAUGCUGAUGACCUCUACAGGUGUAGGAGAUCCCGAAGGUUUAGGGCAAUCGCUGUCCAGCGUCGAGCGACCAGGGAUUUGCAGCUGUGUCCUGUCACCUGAUCCCAGGAAUGCUGGAACCGAACACUGCACCCCUGUGUCAGUCGAUGUCUCCUUGGAAUUGGUAUUGGUUUAUUAUUGUCACUUGUACCGAGGUACAGUGAAAAGCUUGUCUUACAAACCGACCAUACAGGUGAAUUCAUUAUACAGUGCAGUUACAUUGAGUUACUACAGAGUGCAUUGAUGUAGUACAGGUAAAAACAAUAACAGUACAGAGUAAAGUGUCACAGCUACAGAAAAAGUGCAGUGCAAUAAGGUGCAAGGUCACAACGAGGUAGAUCGUCACGUCAUAGUCCAUCUCAUUGUAUAAGGGAACCUAUCAAUGGUCUUAGCACAGUGGGGUAGAAGCUGUCCUUAAGUCUGAUAGUACUUUGCCUCAGUCUCCUGUAUCUUCUACCCGGUGAAAGAGGGAGAAGAGAGAAUGUCCCGGGUGGGUGGGUUCUUUGAUUAUGCUGCCUGCUUCACCAAGAUAACGAGAGAUAAAGACAGAGUCCAAAGAGGGGAGGUUGGUGUCCGUGAUGCGCCGGGCUGUGUCAACAACUCUCUGCAGUUUCUUGCAUCUGUUGCCUCCAUGUGUUGGCGAGUUAUGGAGGAACGUUUGUGAUCCCGGCACUGAGUAUGAUCCAAGGACAGUCUGGGAUCAGGGAGCCCUUCAUCUUAAGAAACCUGAAGUGAGAUCACCGAGCGCUAUUAAUAAAUGUUCACUAUCCUUGUGA